Scomber japonicus (chub mackerel) is the source of this 3510-nucleotide messenger RNA. It is a transcript of the gene acvrl1, whose product is annotated as activin A receptor like type 1. The coding region runs from base 558 to 2069 and encodes 503 amino acids. Gene Ontology annotation, cellular component: plasma membrane; BMP receptor complex. The transcript has 10 exons. Gene Ontology annotation, biological process: transforming growth factor beta receptor signaling pathway; cellular response to growth factor stimulus; protein phosphorylation. Lineage: Eukaryota; Metazoa; Chordata; Actinopteri; Scombriformes; Scombridae. Gene Ontology annotation, molecular function: SMAD binding; ATP binding; transforming growth factor beta receptor activity, type I. The record is from RefSeq and is a predicted model, not a curated record.
UGCAAUCUUGCCUCCGGAUCAAGAACACAGACAACAACAAAGAAAGGUUUUAGUUAGUGGGACAUCGGUUGCGGUGUCACUUGUGGAGUUGUGACAGCGGAAGGAGUCUGACGGUUGUCGAGUUUAUCACCGCAGAUUUGGACCGAGAUGAGAUAGAGUCCAGCUCGUUGUUCGUCGCCCUGUCAGGACACAGCUGUCUCUCCUUUUUUAUAUUUCAUCUCUGCUUGUGCCACUUCUUCUUAAUAACUCGCUUGUUAUCACUUGGACGGUUUUCACCUAUUUAUUCUGGACUAGAAAACAGCGGGCGAACUUUUUUCUCAGAGACGUCUUUUUCAAAGCAGGAAACGAUGUGAGUUUUCUCUGGAUAAAACAUCUGCAACCGAGCCGUUCAAACCAAGACUAAAGCGAUUUACUCAGUCUAGAAAUGGAGCCAGUUGUAUUUUAAACAUAUCUUGUGACCAAAACUUUGGCCACGGAGGUACAUUUGAAGCUGACAUUGAUAUGGAAGACGAGCGGCGCUCCCAUCUGUCACGUUAAACGGAGAGCAGAAAACAGAGAUGGCAAGCUCUGCUCUGCUUACAGUGUUGUUAGCUGGGGCAUUUCUAUGGAUCUCUGCUAUCCACGCAGAUUCCGAAGAUGAUGGAAAGCUGGUGUGUACAUGCGAGAAUGAGAAAAGCACAUGUGUGAAUGGAACCUGCAGAGGAGACAUCUGCUUCUACACCAAGCUGCCCGAGUACGAGGAGUGGGGUUGUUUCUCUGAAAAGAAUAGACGGGAGAAUUGCAUGACCUCCUUCACGGGCUUCCAUAUUUACUGCUGCUUAGAGAACUACUGUAACACCGACGCUACACCACCUCCAGGUUUUGACGGAGUAACAACAGCGACGCCCUCAGAGCUCCCCCCUCCAGGCCUUUGGAUCACUGUGUCUUUGUUGCUGUUAAUCAUGACUGUUAGUGUGUGUGGCCUUGUGCUGUUCCUGUGCUUCCGGCGUGCCCACUGCAGACUGAGAAAUGCUGAGGACCAUGACGUCACCAUGCUCAAAGUCCCUAGUGGAGAUGACCCCACAUACGGCGAUAUCUUUGAUGAGUUUUGUACAUCAGGGAGCGGGACAGGGCUGCCCUAUCUGGUUCAAAGGACUAUGGCCAGACAGAUCUCACUCGUCGAGUGUGUUGGUAAAGGCAGGUAUGGAGAGGUGUGGAGAGGAACUUGGAUGGGGGAGAGUGUGGCAGUCAAGAUCUUCUCCUCUAGGGACGAGCAGUCCUGGUUCAGAGAGACAGAGAUCUACAAUACUGUGCAGCUGCGACACGACAACAUACUGGGUUUCAUAGCCUCUGACAUGACAUCCAAGAAUUCCAGCACCCAGCUGUGGCUCGUCACCCACUUUCAUGAGCUGGGUUCACUCUACGACUUCUUGCAGUACAGCAGCUUGGAGCCUGAGAGCUGCCUGAGGAUGUGCUUGUCUGUGGCCUGCGGGCUGGUCCACCUCCAUACUGAGAUUGUCAGCUCCCAGGGCAAACCAGCUAUUGCCCACCGAGACCUGAAAAGCCGAAACAUCCUGGUAAAGCGGAACGGACAGUGCUGCAUCGCUGACCUAGGUUUGGCUGUGAUACACUCUCAGUCCAAUGACUACCUCGAUGUGGGCAACAACCCUCGUGUGGGGACUAAGCGCUACAUGGCCCCUGAGGUGCUGGAUGAGAGUAUACGUACAGAUGUCUUUGAGUCCUACAAGCAAACUGACAUCUGGGCCCUGGGUCUCGUUUUCUGGGAAAUUUCACGCAGGACCAUUGUCAAUGGGAUUGUUGAAGAGUACCGUCCACCGUUCUUUGACCUGGUGCCCUCAGAUCCCAGCUUUGAGGAGAUGAAGAAGGUGGUAUGUGUGGACCAGCAGAGGCCCAGUUUGCACAACAGGCUUCAAUCCCAUUCGAUCCUGACGGCCAUUGUGAAAAUCAUGAAGGAGUGUUGGUUUCAGAACGCUCCAGCCCGCCUCACAGCCCUGCGGGUGAAGAAGACGCUCUCCAAACUGGACCAUGACAGCGACUUCAGCAUCGAGAAACUCAAACAGGACAUCUAGACUGGAGCACCAAUGAAACAGGACCAAAAGAUUGAAACAGCUUGAAGGGAUUUUGCACCACAUUCCUACAGUAUUAGGUGCAUAUCAUUAGCAUAUUUUGAACUAAUGACUCACACAGUCACUGCAUUAUAUUAAAACCAUAUGACAUUGAGCAGUAGCGUCUAGACUCUCCUGCACCCAAGGCCAUUUUCUUUGUUUAGCCCAAUUUUCCUCUCCCAUAUUUCAGGUGCCAUAAACCAAGAGGCCCCUAAAAGAACUAAAAACUAAUGAGACCAAAAAUGCCUUUUCAACUGCAAAAAGCUUUCUUUGGUCUCUCUACACACACAGUGUUGUAUUCAUUAUUGUGUAAACAUAGUGUGAUUACUGAUCCUCUUGGACAAGAGGAAGUAUAACAUGUCUUACUGGACUUUCUCUUAAAUUAAAUUGCACUUGUGGGUUUCCCCAUAAUGACCAAAGCCACAGUAAAGCAAGCAGGAAGACCCUGGUUUCACUAUAACUACAGGAAACAUGUAAGUAACAACAUGCUCAUACAGUAAUAUCACUUGUUCUCUAAGCAUACUUAACUGUUAUAAAAAUGAGCAUUUAUCAUUUGCACAUAGACACAAUCAUCUAUUUAGUUGUACAUAUUCUAACUGAGGCCAUUGUCUUAAAUCACCAUUGGGUUUGUUGUAAAUAUUUAACCCAUUUAAAAAUUGGGUAUUAUUUUCUAUUAUUCAACAAAGAGACACACUUUAUAUACUUUUUUACGACACAACUUUUAAAAUAUUUUUCUACAUUUCCUAAUGGCCUAAAUUGUACCAUCACCAUCCACAAUCACAAUUAAAAUAAUUGACAUGUAAUAUUGCAUAUGUUGAAUAAAGGAUUGUAUUUUUCAAAUGUUUGGGGCUGUAAAUUCUGAUUUGUAUGACAUAUGGAUGCAUUCCUCUCAUUGGCCAGUAGAGGUCAUCAGAUUAUAGACAAACAGAUAUUCAUGUUGCUUACAGUAUAGUGCACUUACCUUGAAAGGUUUACAGUUUUAUCAGUUUGGAUGGAUAACCUUGAGUGUUUUUUUUGUUCUUAAAUCAUCUUGAAAUUAUUUAACAAAAAAUAAAAAGCAAAAUUUCACCAAACCACUUAAGUAAGAUGUAACCAAUGGGGCUGAUUAUUUUACAUGACCUGCUGUUUAUAUUUCCUAAUAUCUAACAGUCAUGAAGUCCUAUGUUCAUUUGUAUGAAAUUCACCAUGUUCAUUAAGAUCAGCAUUUUCUCCCAGUCACACUCUCACACUCAGCUUAUAGUAAAGUUAAAAUAUAAAUGCAAGAAUGUAGGACAAACCUGACUAAAUGGGGACUUCAAAUGAAUAAACCUGUUUUUAAAAAAGCUCAUCUAUUUAUUCUUCUGCUCAGUAGUUACUGGUGUAAUGUUCUACAUACAUUGAAAGUGCUAAUAAAAUCUCAUAUUUG